AUGAAAACGGAAUCCGAAUUUACACCUUCUACAACUCUUCCUCCGCCCCAACCCAACAAUGACGCCGAAGGAGGUGUAUUGGCAUGGUUGCAAGUCGCCGGUUGCUUUUGUCUAUAUUGGAAUAGUCUGGGACUCAUAAAUACCUUUGGCGUAUUCCAGACCUUCUACGAAAACCACCUUCUCACAAACAUGUCCUCAUCAGACAUCUCCUGGAUCGGUUCCAUCCAAAUGUUCUUCCUCAUGUCGGUUGGCAUCAUCAUCGGCCCGCUGUACGAUGCCGGCCACUGCCGUCUCCUUAUCAUCACUGGAGCAUUCCUCGUCGUCUUCGGAUUUAUGAUGACGAGCCUUUGUACAACCUACUGGCAAGUCAUGCUUGCCCAUGCUGUGUGUGUUGGCCUAGGAACCAGCUGCUUGUCAAUUCCGUCCAUCGCAAUCGUCCCGCAAUACUUUAAAGCUCGGCGUGCGCGAGCCAUGAGCAUUGCUACUGUCGGAAGCUGCGUGGGCGGAACUGUCUACCCGCUGAUAUUCCAAGGCUUGCAGCCGCGAAUAGGCUUUCCAUGGACCGUCCGGAUCUUUGCUUUCAUUUCACUCGCCAUGUGCUGCUUCUCGCUCGCUGUAUUGCGUCCGCGACUGCAUGGAGGAAGGCGCUUCUCGGGAAUUAAAUCACUCAUUGACCGUUCGGCAUUCAGCAGUCCCUCGUACUCUGUAUACGCAGUUGGCAUCUUCUUCACCAAUGUCGCCUGGUUUGUGCCUGUCUUCUACUUGCAGUCAUAUGCACUGGGCCACGGCCUCCGAGGUCAGGCUGUGGCUCUGUAUCUCGUUGCGAUACUCAACGCGGCCUCGAUUCCUGGCCGAAUUAUCCUAGCCAUGGUUUCCGACCGAGUUGGACCCCUUAAUACCCUGGUAUUCAUCACAGCCUCCACAGCUAUUGUCACGUUCUCAUGGGCGGCGGUAAACACCGGUGCUGGAAAUAUCGUCUUUUCAAUCUUUUAUGGGUUCUUCUCCGGGAGCCUUGUGGCGGUGGCCCCAGUUGUCCUUGCAUCCUUCACAACUGACCUGAGCCGCCUCGGGACAAGACUUGGGAUGGUAUCUUUUCUAAAGGGAAUCGGAUCACUGAUAGGAUCACCAGUUGCUGGAGCUAUCCUCGCUCGUUCUGGUGGCGGCUACUUGGGUGUUCAGCUUUUUGCCGGUCUCUGCUUUCUGGUAACAUUUUCGUUUCUCGUCAUUUUGCGCAUUAUUCUUGGCGGAAAGCAGUGGAGUACUAGACUGUGA
Molecule: messenger RNA, 1272 nt
Organism: Ilyonectria robusta
Lineage: Eukaryota; Fungi; Ascomycota; Sordariomycetes; Hypocreales; Nectriaceae
Product: major facilitator superfamily domain-containing protein
Exons: 2
Coding region: 1-1272 (423 amino acids)
Biological process (GO): transmembrane transport
Cellular component (GO): fungal-type vacuole membrane
Molecular function (GO): transmembrane transporter activity
Source: RefSeq, a predicted model, not a curated record